UGUGAGGGGUAGAGAAAUCGAUAGGUGGCAGUAGUGCAACAAUGUGGAUGCAAGCCGCCAAUAAACACCGCAGAAUAAGACGACGUCAUUAGUGCGCGACGCUGCGUGCAGGGCUGUGAAGGACGCUGACAAGAAGCCCGAAAUGAAAUAAAGAUCUGUCAGGAACACGUUGCUGUUGAUGGCGUUGUCCUGUCUAACUCGAGCUCUGCGCUCAUUGACGGUCUCCCAGCCUGCUCUGCUCUCCUCCGAGGCAGUUGCUCAGACUAAGCUGAGAAACCAUGUGCCCAUUACGCUUGGACAGUGCAGAGGCUUCCUCACCACAGCCCCUCUGGAGCAGAACCGGACAUAUUGGAAACAGAGGGAGAAGUACACAAUCAGGCCUAUAGGAAUGAAAAAGACUGGCGGCAGAGACCACACGGGAAAAAUACGGACGCACGGCAUCGGUGGCGGCCAUAAACAAAAAUACAGGUGGAUCGACUUCCAGCGAUUACGAUAUGAAUCUGGCAAGGAAGCCCAACCUUUUGAAGAGAAGGUUGUGGAAGUACGAUACGAUCCCUGCAGAUCUGCCGACAUCGCCCUGGUGGCUGGAGGCAAUCGUAAAAGAUGGAUCAUAGCUACAGAGAAAAUGCAGGCUGGAGACAUCAUUAAGACGUCUGCAGUUAUUGGACGCAUGGCAGUCGCAGCCAAUGAUGGUGACGCCUACCCGUUGGGUGCUCUUUCUGUGGGGACACUGGUGAACAACCUGGAAAUACAACCAGGGAAAGGAGCAGAGUACAUUCGUGCUGCAGGAACAAGUGGUGUUUUGCUCCGUAAAGUAAAUGGAACAGCAAUCGUCCAGCUUCCUUCAAAGCAGCAGGUUCAGGUACUGGACACCUGCAUGGUAACUGUAGGACGCGUGUCCAACGUUGACCACAACAAAGAAAUCAUCGGCAAAGCUGGUCGCAAUCGCUGGCUUGGGAUUCGCCCUUCGAGUGGUUUGUGGCAGAGGAAGGGAGGCUGGGCAGGACGCAAGAUUAAACCUCUCCCUCCGAUGAAAAGUUACAUCAACCUGCCCUCGCUAUCGACCGUAUAACAGCAGGAGUCUGAUGUGUUAAGGACUGUAGGAUGAUGGCAUCAGUUUGGUCCUUGCAGUGAACUUGCAUUGGUUUUUGUGGAGAGAAAAAUUAAAGGCAAACGAUUUGUACAGAAGAUUAAAAACUUUUAUUAAACACAA
Betta splendens (Siamese fighting fish) is the source of this 1213-nucleotide messenger RNA. It is a transcript of the gene mrpl2, whose product is annotated as mitochondrial ribosomal protein L2. The record is from RefSeq and is a predicted model, not a curated record. Gene Ontology annotation, molecular function: structural constituent of ribosome; RNA binding. The transcript is spliced from 8 exons. NCBI's taxonomy places the organism in Eukaryota, Metazoa, Chordata, Actinopteri, Anabantiformes, Osphronemidae. Bases 179 to 1072 code for a protein of 297 amino acids. Gene Ontology annotation, biological process: cytoplasmic translation. Gene Ontology annotation, cellular component: ribosome.